AGAGAGAACUCGUCUUCAUUUGUCCAGAGCGGGGGGAGAGCUCGAACCCUCUUGAAAACCCUAAUUUUCUACACAAUUUCUUCUUAAUAUCUAUAAGUAUUCCUAUAAAUUUGGUCUAUUUCUUCUAGGAGAUGGCAUCAGUUGCUGGCUUUGGCUCGAGGAGGAUUUAGGAGGAAAAAUCCCAACAUUUUACUUCCAGAAUCGCUAAUUAUUGGAUUUUGCUUUUGAAUUGAAGCUCAAGGUCCUUCGAUCAGGUGGGUCGCCGGGGAAAGUUUGGAUUUUGGAGCAGUUUGUAAGAUUCUAACUGGGAAAUAUGCUUUCCGAUUGACCUGGAGUCUUGUAGUAGGUAAUUAGAGCAGGGAAGCAUUCUUGGAGAAAAUGCAGAACAAAACAAGAAUCCAUGCCCACCCAUCUCUUGAACAAGAUCAGUUUGACCGCAUACCAGACUCUCUGGUGCUCCUCAUACUCAACAAGAUUGCUGAUGUCCGGUCCCUGGGCCGCUGCUCUGCAGUGUCCAAGCGAUUCAAUUCCCUGAUUCCUCUAGUCCAUGAUGUCUAUGUUAAGAUCGACCGUGUUGUCACUGUUGAUGGUGACUAUGAUGAUGCCUUCAACCCAUCCUCCCCGAAAGCUCGAAAUCUUUUCUCCCACUUUCUAAAGCUCCUGAUCUUCACCCUUCUUAAACCCUUCCACCAUCUUCGCAACACCCAUGGUGGGAACAAACCCCUCUUCCCACAGCUCUCCCACCACUCGCCUGCACAAGUCCUGAAAAACUUCAGCCACAUCCACAAUCUCAGGAUCGAACUCCCUGCUGGAGAUGUUGGAACAGAAGAAGGAGUUCUUUUGAAGUGGAGGGCAGAGUUUGGGAGUACCCUUCAGAAUUGUGUGAUUUUGGGAGGUACAUGGGUAGAUCGAAAACCGGCAUCUACCGAACAUGAAACAAGGUUAGAAGACAAUGGGAGCAUACCAGAAUCUUUCUACACAAAUGGAGGGCUGAAACUUCGUGUGGUCUGGACAAUCAGUUCCUUGAUUGCUGCUUCCAUAAGACAUUAUCUUCUGAGACCAAUUAUCAAGGACCACCCAACACUGAAGAGCUUGGUCUUGACCGAUGCUGAUGGGCAGGGGACAUUGAGUAUGGGGGUAGAGCAGCUGAAGGAGUUCAGGGAGAAGCCAUUGGCAGCCUCAGCAUCUUCAAAUAGGACACAGGUCCCGGCGUCCAACAUGAAGUUGAGGUAUGCUCCCUACUUGGAACUCCCUGGUGGGAUGGGAUUGCAAGGAGCCACAUUGGUGGCAAUCAAGCCCUCUUCUAUGAGAAGUAGUGGUAGCACUAGUAGUAGGAAGGAGGCUGAUGCCUUUGUUUGUGGAGCAUUUGAUGGCCCAUAUAAGGCUGCAGCGAAGGCAUUGAUGAAGCAGCGGACUUACCUUUUGGAAAUGAAUGGUUUCUAGAUGAGUGAUCUGCUUUCUUUUUGCUGCUUACCAUGGUUCAAAUUUUUUUCUCAUCUGGAACUUCCAGUUCCAUUAAAAGGUGAAAGCUUCCAUCUCUGCUUGGUUGUGUGUGGUAGCUAUCUGUUGUUUGUGUUCAUGCUUCUUGCAUCUGUACAGUAAUAACAGCUGGUUAGAUUUAUGUCUGUUAUAUGAGUGGAGUUUUGUCUUUGUAAUUUUCUGUUGCUUUUGAAUAUGCGAUGUUGCUGUCUUCACUCUCCAAACUUCUGUAUUUGUUGUGUCUGAUUUUGGCAUCUCACAGUUUGUUCA
Molecule: messenger RNA, 1749 nt
Organism: Elaeis guineensis (African oil palm)
Lineage: Eukaryota; Viridiplantae; Streptophyta; Magnoliopsida; Arecales; Arecaceae
Product: F-box protein At4g18380
Molecular function (GO): protein binding
Source: RefSeq, a predicted model, not a curated record